Molecule: messenger RNA, 1813 nt
Organism: Choloepus didactylus (southern two-toed sloth)
Lineage: Eukaryota; Metazoa; Chordata; Mammalia; Pilosa; Megalonychidae
Product: dnaJ homolog subfamily C member 2-like
Biological process (GO): regulation of translational fidelity; 'de novo' cotranslational protein folding
Cellular component (GO): cytosol
Molecular function (GO): Hsp70 protein binding; ribosome binding
Source: RefSeq, a predicted model, not a curated record
GCCAUCAUGCUGCUCCUGCCAAGCGCUGCAGACGGCCAACGCAUCGCCAUCACCCACGUUCUGACCUCGGAACUGGAGGAUAAGAAAGAGUUAUCAGAGGAGUCAGAAGAUGAAGAAUUGCAGUUAGAAGAAUUUCCCAUGCUGAAAACACUUGAUCCCAAAGACUGGAAGAACCAGGAUCAUUAUACAGUUCUUGGACUUGGCCAUGUAAGAUACAAAGCGACACAAAGACAGAUCAAAGCAGCUCAUAAAGCAAUGGUUUUAAAACAUCACCCAAACAAACGGAAAGCAGCUGGUGAACCAAUAAAAGAAGGAGAUAAUGACUACUUCAUUUGCAUAACCAAAGCUUAUGAAAUGUUGUCUGAUCCACUGAAAAGACGAGCAUUUAACAGUGUAGAUCCUACUUUUGAUAACUCAGUUCCUUCCAGAAGUGAAGCAAAGGACAAUUUCUUCGAAGUAUUUUCUCCAGUGUUUGAAAGGAAUUCCAGAUGGUCAAGUAAGAAAAAUGUUCCUAAACUUGGUGAUAUGAAUUCAUCAUUUGAAAAUAUAGAUGCAUUUUAUUCCUUCUGGUACAAUUUUGAUUCUUGGAGAGAAUUUUCUUAUUUAGAUGAAGAAGAAAAAGAGAAAGCAGAAUGUCGUGAUGAGAGGAGAUGGAUUGAAAAGCAAAACAGAGCAACAAGGGCACAAAGGAAAAAAGAAGAAAUGAACAGAAUAAGAACAUUAGUUGAUAAUGCAUAUAGCUGUGAUCCAAGGAUAAAAAAAUUCAAGGAAGAAGAAAAAGCCAAAAAAGAAGCAGAAAAGAAAGCAAAAGCAGAAGCAAAACGGAAGGAGCAAGAAGCUAAAGAAAAACAAAGACAAGCUGAAUUAGAAGCUGUUCAGUUAGCUAAGGAGAAAGAAGAGGAAAUGAGACAGCAAGCGUUGUUGGCAAAGAAGGAGAAAGAUAUCCAGAAAAAAGCCAUUAAAAAAGAAAGGCAAAAACUUUGAAACGCAUGCAAGACCUGGAAUCACUUUUCUGACAAUGAGGCAGAGCGGGUAAAAAUGAUGGAAGAAGUGGAAAAACUUUGCGAUCGGCUACAACUAGCAAGCUUACAGUGCUUGAAUGAAACACUCACAUCAUCUACGAAAGAAGUAGGAAAAGUUGCUCUGGAAAAACAGAUAGAAGAAAUAAAUGAGCAAAUUAGAAAAGAGAAAGAGGAAGCUGAAGCUCAUAUGCGACAAGCAUCUAGGAAUGCUGAAAAAUCAAUUGGUGGAGGUGGAAACGGCAGUAAAAAUUGGUCUGAAGAUGAUCUACAAUUACUAAUUAAAGCUGUGAACCUCUUUCCUGCUGGAACGAAUUCAAGAUGGGAAGUUAUUGCCAAUUACAUGAACAUACAUUCUUCUUGUGGAGUCAAGACAACUGCCAAAGAUGUUAUUAGCAAAGCAAAGAGUCUCCAAAAACUUGACCCUCAUCAAAAAGAUGAUAUAAACAAAAAGGCUUUUGAUAAAUUUAAAAAAGAACAUAGAGUGGUACCUCAAGCAGACAAUGCUACACCUUCAGAACGAUUUGAAGGGCCAUGCACAGAUUCCACCCCUUGGACAACAGAAGAACAGAAGCUUUUGGAACAAGCUUUGAAAACAUAUCUAGUAAAUACACCUGAAAGAUGGGAAAAAAUAGCAGAAACGGUGCCUGGCAGGACAAAGAAGGACUGCAUGAAACGAUAUAAGGAACUCGUUGAAAUGGUAAAAGCAAAGAAAGCUGCUCAAGAGCAAGUACUGAAUGCAAGUAGAGCCAAGAAAUGACUUCAUGACAAUCUUUGUUGUGUGCAUUUUUAUA